Haliotis rubra (blacklip abalone) is the source of this 1016-nucleotide messenger RNA. RefSeq lists its product as uncharacterized. NCBI's taxonomy places the organism in Eukaryota, Metazoa, Mollusca, Gastropoda, Lepetellida, Haliotidae. The transcript has 5 exons. The record is from RefSeq and is a predicted model, not a curated record. Bases 78 to 1016 code for a protein of 312 amino acids.
UUGAGAAAACGAACAAUUUCGAAUUCAGAAAUUCUUUUUGAAGACAACUGUUUCCAUCUUGUCCAUAGUCAUACGCUAUGUACAGGUCCUUUCAGCGAGUUGUGUAUGUGGGAAUCAUAUACAUUUGUUGUCAAAUACUCCUGAGCAUGGUGCAGUUAACCAAUACCUGUAUGCCGAAUCUUCAUUAUGGACAACACCUCGUUGGAUCAACCUUUAAGAUCACUGAGAAGGCCUCUCUGUUUUCCUGUGCGGCUGAAUGUGUUUCCUAUGGAAUAUGCAAAUCCUUCAAUUUGGAAUUAGACCGGAGAGUGUGUCAUCUAAAUUUUUUGGAUGACGUCCAAUAUUUGGAAGGAGGGAACGAUCAGAAUUAUGUUUACAGUUCAAUUAUGAGUUGGAACAAGACAGCACUUGGUCCAUGUCAUGAGAACCCAUGCGGAUACACACAGAGAUGUAAUUUCAAGAGAAAUGGCAUCGUGCAUUGUGAGGACCAUUUACCUACUGUUGCGAAAGGUAAAACAACAAAUGCAAGUUCUGUUUGGGGGCACCAACCUAGUGUUGCAGUGGACGGGAGUAACUCAUCAGCGUGGUCAUCUGGCUCCUGUUUUGCUGUUGCUCAUGGUGAUUUCUCACCUUGGUGGCAGGUGGACCUGGGUCACUUGUAUCUCUUUGUGGAAGUUCGUGUCACCAGUAGAGGAGACUGUUGUCCUGAACGCCUUCACGACUUUGCUCUGGACGUGUACCAGGUCAACCCUCUUGUUGACCCCAAUGCUAGUCCACAACUGUGUUACAUGUACAACGGUGCCGUCACACAGCAUGGCAAGACAGUUGCCCUACAGUGUACUUCAACCGUGACUGGACGCUACCUGAGAAUUAGUGGAACGAAAAACAAUCACGACAUUUUGCAGUUUUGCGAAGUCCAAGUCUUUGGCUUCAUACAUUGCGAGCACUCUCCUCUUUAUACCCCCUGUCAGCCUCCUGAUCCCCUGAAGGGGAAGUCUAUGCCAUAUCUCGUGUAA